UGUUACCCAUCAGCAGCACUUUUGCUCCCCGCACCCUCCUGAACUCUUACAAGUUUGUUUUUUAAGGUGAACAGCAAAGGGGGAAAUGUAACUGGAAAGGAGAGAGCGGUGCAUGCAAUGUCUGGCCAACUGUCAAAGAAAAGGAACUAAAACAGCAUGUGUGCAGCAGAGUCGGAGGAGAGGAGGCAGGUGAGGGAUGUGCGCCAGACUGCUGCUCUGGAAACUUCAAGUGAAUCUGGAGCAUCUCCCUCUGCGGCCCUCCACCCCUCUGCUCUUCCUCCAUUCACCCCAAACAACGCCUCCGUUCUUCCAGCCACACUAUGCAGAUUGUUUCAGAGGACAAGCAAGAAAGAGAAACAGAUAGAGGCUGCGGAGGACAAUGAAACAGCUGGCUAUGUUAAAGCAGUUCAUUUUGGCUGCAGUUCACCUUCCAUCCAGCAGAGGGAGACUCAUCCUGUUUGUGGUUCCAAGUAACGACAACAAGUCAAAAUGGCGAUACCAGGACCAGGAAGGUCAGCAGGUGUUCUGUCGUCUGUUUCCCUGCAGAUCCUGCUGAAGCUGACUGCGGUCUACUUUGUGCUCUAUUUUCUCUUCACUCUGGGUUUGAUCAUCAGAAAGAGCCUGGAGCUGUCCUAUCCUGCUGACGCUGUCCUCUGUGAUGUCGGCCUGCUCUUCCUCCUGGCUGCUCUGGAGCUUCUGCAUUUCUUCUGUGGAGUGAAGGGGAACCUGACGGAGAGCGAGGGGUAUAUUCUGGGUAACCUCAUCGUGACGGGGACAACCAUCCUGCUCACCGUCUACUUCCUGGUGUGGCAGACGUACGUAGUGCGAGCAGACGUCAUCAUCAGCAGCGUCCUCCUCGUUGUCUACAGUUUAGAUGGAAUCCUGGCGUUGAGCACGUUAGCUCGACUCGCAAGUGCCUAUUCCUGAAGAAAUCCUCCUUUUCAUCCUUUUAUCAUCUUACUGCUGAACUCACAACAUGUCUAUUAUGUUUCCUAAUUUCAAGCAGAAAAUCAGAAAAUUGUAGUUUGCACUGUUGGUUUGGAGUGUAAAUAAUGUGUAUUCUUAUGAGAGAAUUGGUAUACUUAAGAUGUAGAGUUGUUGUCUCUUGUUAGUGGUCAAUUUUUUAACACUUAAACAUUCAGAAAACCUUUGUUUUUAAAGACAGGUGGUCAGUGAACUGCAGUCAGAAUGCUGCUGAUUGCAGUCUGUAAAAAUGUGCAGGUGAGCAUUCUUGGCAAAACACAAAAUGUGUGAUUUGUGUUAUUUUAACUGUUGAUGAAACACUUGAUCUUUUUCCUGAUUAUUGUUGUUUGGUCUAAAUGAUGGAAGAAAAGGUCGAAAAAAGUCGAUCAGAUGAUGUCCUCAAAUGUCCUGUUUUAUCCACAACCCACAGAAACUGCUAAAUAUUCAAGUUUUAGAAGUCAGAAUAAAAGAGUUUGGACUUUUUUUCCCUUUAAAAAACUACUAUAAAUUAUCAAAAUAGUUGACAAUUAAUCGAAUAGUUACAGCUAACCACUGCAGCUCGACAUAAAACUAAAUGUGACUGACCAGCAUCAUGUUGGAUCAGGAGGUAACUAAAGCUGUACUUUCAUUAUAGUUUGACUAUAAACUACUAUUUUAGACUUAGAUUUAGACUAACUUUAUUAAUCCCCAAAGAGAAAUGAAAUUGUUACAGCAGCAUGGAUUUUCAAUAAAGGGGUAGCCCAUAAGACAACACAGAAUAUUAGGGUAUAAAUUGAAGGUAAAAUAAAAAAAAUACACAUAUAUAGAAAUAUAAUAUAGAAAAAAAUCAACCGGUUAUACAAGAGUGAUACAGAAAAGUGCAAAUGAGAAUGUGCUUGGAAGUGCAAAUGAAUGUGUUUACAGAUAGAAUUUAAGGCUAUAUUUGACUAGCUUGUUCCUUUUUGUGGGUAUUGUGUUGGAGUCCUUUACAUAGAAAUAAGUCAACAUGCUGAUAUAAGCAACUGAGACGGUUGGGAAAAGUCUCAUUGACACAAAAGCAAUAAUAAAGUGACCAGUACAUGUAAAUUACUUUACAGUCUUACAUAAUCACCUGUAAGGUAUGAGGUCUACUGGGCUGUACAGGCCCCAGGGACAGAUUUGAUCAUACAAACGCAGGAACUGAUAUUUCUUAUUUUAUUCUGUAUAUUUUUUCGAGUGUGAAAUAAAAAAUCUAUUUGUGUUA
This is a messenger RNA of Acanthochromis polyacanthus (spiny chromis), 2185 nucleotides long. Its product is annotated as transmembrane protein 80-like. NCBI's taxonomy places the organism in Eukaryota, Metazoa, Chordata, Actinopteri, Pomacentridae. Gene Ontology annotation, biological process: non-motile cilium assembly. Gene Ontology annotation, cellular component: ciliary transition zone. The transcript has 9 exons. Bases 490 to 927 code for a protein of 145 amino acids. The record is from RefSeq and is a predicted model, not a curated record.